Molecule: messenger RNA, 1389 nt
Organism: Leptidea sinapis
Lineage: Eukaryota; Metazoa; Arthropoda; Insecta; Lepidoptera; Pieridae
Gene: CPR132
Product: probable serine/threonine-protein kinase clkA
Exons: 6
Coding region: 119-1306 (395 amino acids)
Cellular component (GO): extracellular matrix
Source: RefSeq, a predicted model, not a curated record
UUGAUUACAGACGCCAUAUUGUUAUUUUUCUCACUAAAGAGUUUGCGUGCAAAAGGUUUUAUAUUUAGUGAUAAAAGUGAUUUUUUUUGUGAGAUAUUUGGAACACUUUGUAAGCACUAUGUAUAUCCAGUUCUUCGUGAUGCUCUUCACCAGGGUAUGGAGUCAGGAGUUACCAACGCCAUCGAGUCAGCUUGCUCCACGGCACUUCAAUUACCAUCCGUAUAUGCUAAGGCAGUUCUUGGAAGAAACUCCUGCACCAACUAAACAAGGCCCGGUUUUAUUCCCUAAUAAUGCGUCUCCACCCCCAAGGCCGCCUCUCAUGGUGACAUCGAGGCCUCUCGCAGAAUCCGUGGCCAGAAGCGAACUGAACAAUUCAAUAGCAGCUUCAUCUUUUUUAGAUCCUGUGACGUAUAGGCCGAACUAUUUGGAUGACCUCAAUUUUGUAAAAGAAUACGAGACGCAGUCAAUUUCACCAUUGAUAGAUUACAACAGUUAUGUGCAACCAAAACCAAAAUUGCCAAAGAAGAACUUCGCUUACGGAACAAAUAAUAAUAAUUACAAUGGCUAUAACAAUGGCGCCGGCCGCGGCGGUUCGUCUGACCAAGAUAUUGACUACAGCGAGGCGCAAAAUUACGCAUUUUCAUACGUUGUGAAGGACCAAAAAACGGGCGAUGAUUUUUCUCAUAAGCAACAAAGUCAUGGCUCAGCAACCAACGGAGAGUAUAGAGUUCGUCUUCCAGAUGGUCGCGUCCAAAUCGUCUCUUACACCGCAGACGACAAUGGAUAUAAUGCUGAUGUUCGUUAUGAAGACGCCAAAAACGAGAACUACUACAACCAAAAUAACAAUCAUCAAAUUAACGAUUAUAGCAACAGGCAAACAACAAACCUUAAUAACUACAGAGACGAGAUCCCAGUUAAAGAAAAUCAAUACGAUUCAAAAGAACUUUACGACUAUCCUGAUUAUAAAAACUCAGACGAUUUCAAUCUAAUUACAACAACAUUUAGACCAGUAACAAACAAACCAUAUUUUCUUUCUACAUUAAAACCAGCUUACGACGAAAUAAAACAUCUAUUUACAACGCCGAAUUCUUUAAAUAUUGACAUAAAUAGUCCGUCUUCGCCAAAUUACGACUCUGCCACAGAUAAUGUUGUAUUAAUUGGCGGGAAAAACCGUUACACAGACUAUACACAUUUGAAUAACUUGAAUUAUCUGUCUACACCUACGCGCCAGCCAUCAACGUACUUUAAUUUAAAUAAUAAGUAUACCUCUAACACUUUAUUAAGCGACAGUUUUAUUUCUAAAUAGGUAUUAUACAUUGGAUUAUAUAAUUGUACAUAGUUAAUUGUUUGUGUUGUGAUUUAUUUAAAUUAUACUGUAUUUUUAGUAAA